Molecule: messenger RNA, 1371 nt
Organism: Phaethon lepturus (White-tailed tropicbird)
Lineage: Eukaryota; Metazoa; Chordata; Aves; Phaethontiformes; Phaethontidae
Product: membrane primary amine oxidase-like
Biological process (GO): amine metabolic process
Cellular component (GO): plasma membrane
Molecular function (GO): primary methylamine oxidase activity; copper ion binding; quinone binding
Source: RefSeq, a predicted model, not a curated record
AUGCAUGUGAAAACUGUGCUCAUCCUCCUCGUUCUGGCUUUAGCCACGAUAUUUGCCUUACCGGACCCCAACAUCACCGAGUAUGUGGUGGGUCCGCUGCCAACGCCAGUGUAUCACCGGGACGUCACGGUGCAGAAGUACGGGGGGAAGGUGCCGUACCACCGCAGACCAGUUACCGGUAAGGAAUAUGUGGAUAUCAAUGCCCUCAUCCAGCAGGAGCUGAGAAAGGCACCACGUUUUCUCUCCGCGUGCUGCGGGUCCGAUGGCACUGACCUGGCCAUCCUCACAACAGCCCCGCGGGGCUUUAAGUCUGGCGACCGUGUGACCUGGUUUGUCCUCUUCCGCAGCGUGCCCGGCACCGGCUACUACCUCUCGCCAGUGGGGCUGGAGGUGCUGGUGGAGCACGGAGACCUUCAUGUCUCCCGCUGGUGGCUGCGCCAAGUCUUCUAUAAUGGCCAGUACUUUGCCAGCACAGAGGAUCUGGAGAAUGCAUUUGUGGCCAACUUACUGGAGGUCGUCAGGAUCGAGAAGCCGCAGGCUGAAGCGGUGCUGGGCUCGAUGAGACCCCGGCACCCGCCUGGCUCCCCUGCGCCGCUGCAGUACGAGCCCCAGGGUCCCCGCUACAGCGUCAGGGACAACCGCGGCCCCGUCCAGUUUGCCUACGAGCUCGUCCAGGGCCUCGACUGCCCCUACACAGCGACCUAUGUGGACCGGCACUACCUGGUGGAGUCAGAGACCCCCAAAACCAACCAAAACUCACUCUGCAUUUUUGAGCAUGACGCUGCCCUCCCUCUGCGGCGCCACUUCUCUGACUCGCAGUCCUUGUACUACGGUGGGCUGCGGAAAAACACGCUGGUCAUCCGUGCUGUCUCCACUCUCAUCAACUAUGACUACAUCUGGGACUUCAUGUUCCAUGGCAGCGGGGCCGUGGAGGUUCGGGUGCAUGCCACCUCCUUCCUCCACGGCCGAGGCACCGACUAUGGCAACAGGGUCGGGCCCCACACGCUGGGGACGAUGCACCUCCACCACAUCCACUACAAGGUGGACCUGGAUGUUGGCGGGCAGCUGAACUCUCUGGAGACCCAGGACAUGGGUUACGAGCUUGUGAAAGACCCCUGGGACAUGCAGAACACCAUCGAGCGGCCAUACCUCCGCAGGGAGAGGCUUGAGAGAGAGGACGAGGCAGGAUUCCUGCUCAAUGUCCCUAUGCCCCGCUACCUCUCCUUUGCCAGCUCCAAGCCCAACAAGUGGGGGCAUCCACGCAGCUACCGGAUCCAGAUCACCAGCUUUGCAGGGGAGCACCUGCCUGCCAGCAGCCCCAUGGAGAGGUCCAUCAGCUGGGGCAGGUACCAGCUGGCCGUCACCCGACGG